AUAAUUAAUAUUAUAAAAAUAUAACUGUAUUAUUAGUAGGAGUGGAGUUUUUGUAACUGUAGUAGUAGUAGUAAUAAUAAUAAAAGUAUUAUUAAUAAUUUUAGUUAUUUAUUUAUUUUAGUUGUUAUUAUAUACUAAAUUGUUAUUAUAUACUAAAAUAAUAGUUUUAAAGAUAUUUUUAAAUAAGUUAUUAUUAUUAUUAGCAAAAGUGAAUCUAUUAUUAUUAACACCAGUAGCAGUAGUUCUCUAGAAGUACUAGUAUUUUUUUUUCUUGCCUGUUAGGUACUCCUUUUAUUUACAAGGUAUUCCUUUCCAGAAUAGAGAUCCCUCCUCCAAGAUGCAGUUAAGUUCCUCCUAUUUUCAUCCAGCUUAAAACUGGUUGUUCACACUGAGACUGGCUCAAACACUUUGUCACACUGUAUGCACAGCUGCCAAAAAAAAGAGUCAUCUUUGUCUCCAGAUGCUAGACAAGCACACUAUUUGGAUUUGUUAAACGCCUAGUUGACUACCAAAGUAUAAAGGGAAGAGUCAUGGAGAACAGCUUAAACCAAGAAGCAGAGGAAAAUCCUUAUCUUUGUUUUCAGAGAACACCGUCUCUCAGACGUAAAUGGAGAAAGCGCUACGGAGGCCUGGAUGGUAAUAAACUGCUGGAACCAAAUAAGGAGGACGACACAAGAGAGAAUGGAGAGAUGACAGAUGCCCUCACCAACAGGAAUGCAGACCCUGUCAAGUUUACUGAGUCUAAGGAAACAAAAGCUGCAGGGAACAUUCCACAACCUUUGCCAAAACAUACCUUUCCAUCCCAGAGGCCAGUCAAUUACGUCUCUCCAGGCUCUACAGGCAUGCCAUCUUUUAUGAGCAAUGGAGGCACAAAACGGACAGUACCAGAACAGGACAAACUUCAUUCCAGCCAAGCAUGGCAACACUUGGGCCGACCAGAGAUGCAUCAAGGUCAUUUUAAGAAAAAAGUGGCUGCUGAUGUGCUCUUUGAUAGUUUUGCUUCUGGGGGAAGAGUCAACUGCAAUCAGUUUUUUGAGGCCCUGUGGAGCUCAGGAAUCAUCCGAACAGACCCACGGAUUAAAGACUGCUACAGCCUGAUGCGGAAAUUACAGGAAGCAGAUGGAACUGUGGACAGGAGCACUUUUCACAGGUGCGUGACUGGCUUUGUGUCUUUCAUCCUGAAGGCACUGCAGGGAAGAUUUGUCAUUCCAGAUUUCUCCACAUUCAAAGAGGAAACACAAAAGCUGUUUAUUAAAUGCAAACAACUCUCCUCAGUGAAGGAGAAAGAAGACGUAAGAGAGAGCGCCACAAAAUGGGGCAUUUCAGUUUGUACCGUGGAUGGACAGAGACUUUCCUUAGGAGACUGGGCUGAACCUUGCAUUCUGGGAGAGAUUUCUUGGCCUCUCAUAUACGGUCUAGCGGUGGACCAGCAAGGAUCCGACUAUGUGCACAGAUUUGUAGGGAUGGAGGAAUAUUCCAAAUACGAGUCUCCAUUUACCCUGACCAAGAAAGGUGUGCCUCAUAGUCCGCUGGUUGAGACAGGAGCCAUUAUCUGCACUUCUCUAUUACAGCUGGCAACCAGACCAGUCACUGAUGAAGAAGAAAAGUAUGAGUCUGUUUUGAAUAUCAUCAGAAGACUGUGCAACAAGGAGCAUGCAAACCUAAACUGCACCAGUUAUCAAAACCUGCGAAAAGACAUCAUCCAUCUCCACGCUCUUUCAUUUUACUUACAAGAGAAGAAAUGCUUUCCAGAAGGUGUGGGGAUCAAUUCCACACUGGAUUUACUGUUACAGUGUUUAUCGACAGAAGUCACCUGCGAGUCUGGCGCUGCACUGGCAGCAACCCUAGCUAAUGGGGGACUGUGCCCCCUGUCAGGUGACCAAGUGAUGUCACCCCACGCCGUCCGCAGCACGCUUUCCGUGAUGCAGGUGGCUGGAAUGAAUGAUUACUCCAGAAUGUUUCAUUUCAAGACAUCUGUGCCUGCUAAGUCCAGUGGGUCUGGUGUCGUGUUGAUCGUGGUUCCUGGAGUCCUGGGACUAAUGUGCUGGUCUCCUGGACUGGACUGCAAUGGAAAUUCAUGGAGGGGUGUCCAUUUCUGUGAGGAGCUGGUUUCAACCUUCCAGCUGCAUAGUUUUGACAUCAGGACUCCAUUCAGACAGGUGUUGUGUUACAGACAGUGGAAAGUGGAAUCAGAGGGAUACCAAAUUAUGAAUGUACUUUUGGCAGCUUACAGAGGGGACAUAGUGUCUCUGCGCAGGUACCUUCUGUCAGGAGCAGAUGUGAAUGCUGUGGAUUAUGAUGGACGGUCAGCGCUGCACGUCGCAGCCUCUGAGGGUCGUCUGGAUGUCAUCAGGUUCCUGGUGGAGAACGCAGGUGCAAACUGCACACUCAAGGACAGGUGGGGAAACACAGCCUUAAAGGAGGCCAUGAGGUGCAAUCAAGACCCCGCCAUCCUUUUUCUAAAGAAAUACAAAGAUUGUGAAGAGAGUUUAUGAUCAAAUACUAAUAAUUCGUUGAGUGCAUUAAUUUAGAUUUGAUAUUUACAUACAAGAUAUGGAUUAUAUUUAGAAUGAAGAGGUGGUUAUAAAGAGCAGCAAGGACUUGGAUGGAAAACAUGAGCUGUAUUCUGCUGGCAACAGUCCCAGACAAUCACUCACUGCUUACUGAGAAUUACUGAAAGAGACUGAAACCUUGUUUUCUCAAUAAAUACUUCAACAACAUGUGUUCACUGAUUCAACACGCAAACAAAAUGAAUGAAUCAAAUCCAAUGCCGUCUUAUUUUUUCUGUAGUUGUUGGGUAAACUGUAUGAAAUUGUAUUGGACAUGGGUAUUUUCAUACAUCUCACAGUGGGGCAAGUUGUCACAUGUAUCGAUGUUGAAAAGGCUUGUGAUGCUUUGUGGAUUUUUUUAGGAUUCUUUGCUGAUUAGAAAGUUCAGCAGUAUUUAUUGAAAUAGAAAUCUAUUUGAACAUUACAUACAUCUUUACUGUCACCUUUGAACAAUUUAAUGCAUUCUUGCUGAUGUCUGCUGAAAAUUCAGCUUUGCCAUCUCAAGAAUAAAUUACUAACUUUGUGACAACAUGUCCCACUUUAGGACAAUUUGUAUUCAAGAAACUGUAUCUUUAAUGUACAGAAGCUAUUUGUUUACAAGACUUUAACAUAUGAGCCUAUACACAAAAUGACUUACAAAAACAUCCAGAGAUAGGAAAAAAUCCUGGAGUUGAAAACGUGAUAUCUAGCCCAGGUCUUUCCUAUAGGCUAGUUAUUUAUGGAAACUUUCACAAUAUAAGCUUUCAUGUAGGCUAACGUUGCCCUACAUCUUCAAACCCUGUCCUCUGUAUCACCUUC
Messenger RNA from Carassius gibelio (silver crucian carp), 3347 nucleotides. It is a transcript of the gene glsl, whose product is annotated as glutaminase like. Bases 531 to 2495 code for a protein of 654 amino acids. The record is from RefSeq and is a predicted model, not a curated record. The transcript is spliced from 21 exons. Gene Ontology annotation, biological process: L-glutamine catabolic process. Gene Ontology annotation, molecular function: protein binding; glutaminase activity. NCBI's taxonomy places the organism in Eukaryota, Metazoa, Chordata, Actinopteri, Cypriniformes, Cyprinidae.